AUGGAAGAGACUAAUUUAGGUGAAGGCACUAAGAAAACCCAUUAUGUCACAGAAAUCGCCAGUGAAUCGUUAGAAGAUCUAGAGGAAAACGUCACGUCGGUAGUCUUGAAUAAUGAAGUACCUCAAGGAAGACAUCUUGGAUUAUUUUCAACGGUCAACCUCUUUGUCUCUAGAAUUAUAGGAGGUGGGAUUUACGCUGUUCCGAGCAGUGUAUUUAUCAACUGCGGUGGGAAUAUCCCUUUGUUCUUAUCAGUAUGGAUCAUCGCUGCAAUAAUAGCGUUCAUUGGAAUGUCAAUAUUUUUGGAGCUAGGUGCUGCACUGCCUAGAAGUGGAGGGCGCAAGAACUUUCUCGAAGUCAUGUUUAAUAGGCCUUGGAUGAUGACUACUGUUAUGCUCUGCAGCUUCUCCAUCUUGACAUGUUUUGCCAUCUCUCCAGCCAUAAUUCUCGGGAAAUACAUUUUAUACGCUCUGGGAUAUGAUGCACACUUCGUCAAUGAAGAGUCAUAUGCUUCGAACUAUAUCGCAAUAAUAUCUGUGAUCGUCAUAGUUUUAAUGCACGGACUCUCCCUCAAUCAUGGGAUUCUUAUUCAAAAUUUCCUAGGAAUAAUAAAGUUUGUGAUCAUAUUGAUAAUGUGUGGCACAGGGACUUACGUUAUUUUAUUUUAUGAAAAUGGGAAUAUUGGAACCGGUGUUUCCUCCGUUAAUACUUUGAAUUACUUUGGCUUUGAAUCUACAGUUUCUACAGCAUCGAUAGCUACUGCUUUUAUUCAGUGCUUUUAUUGUUUUGCCGGGUGGGACACUGUACAUAAUGUUACAUCGGAAAUCAAAAAUCCAACUCGAACUUUGAAGUUGGCUGGCCCGCUUUCUCUUUUGAUUGCUCUAAUUUGCUACCUCUUAUUAAAUAUAGCAUACGUGAAAGUUUUAAGUUACGACGAAAUCCAAACUGCAGGCCCGUUGAUCGGUUCUGUAUUAUUUACUAAACUUUUAGGAGAAAGCAUCGGAGGGAAGUUUAUUAUAAUUUCUAUCAUACUUUCGGCAGGAUCGAACUUAUUCGUUACAAUAUAUGGUGUUUCAAGAAUGAAUCAAGAAGUAUUCAGAGAAGGAUUAUUCCCCUUCUCUACUGCACUAGCUAGGAACUGGCCAUUUACUGCCCCGUUACCAUCAUUAGUUGUUUGUGGGUUUGUUAGUUGUUUCUGGCUAAGCAUUAUUCCAAAUACUGGACCAGCGUUUGAUUAUGUUGUUAGUUUCGAAGGAUAUGGAAAUCAGAUUAUAUUAUUAUUUGUGGCUAUCGGAUUGCUAUUUAGAAAGAAGUGCUUGCAAUCACAUGACAGUACAGUAGUUGCACCAAAAAUCGGAAUAGUUAUUUUUGUUAUCUUUUCGUUUUACUUAAGCAUAGCACCAUUCAUCGGUAAGCAAGCUGAAAAUUCAUUGACUAGUUUACCACCAUACCCAAUAUCUGCUCUUCUUCUUUUCCUUCUUUCCUUUCUUUACUGGCUUUUUACUUUCAAGGUGUUUCCAUUUGUGUUUGGCUACACUCUAAAGAAAAAAGUGGUAAUUCAAGAGGAUGGUUUAGAAGUCUUCCAAUGGUCAAAGAAAAAAUACAUCUAA
Messenger RNA from Kluyveromyces marxianus DMKU3-1042, 1608 nucleotides. RefSeq names its product Mup3p (gene MUP3). Gene Ontology annotation, molecular function: L-amino acid transmembrane transporter activity. Gene Ontology annotation, cellular component: membrane. The record is from RefSeq and is a predicted model, not a curated record. Gene Ontology annotation, biological process: amino acid transmembrane transport. NCBI's taxonomy places the organism in Eukaryota, Fungi, Ascomycota, Saccharomycetes, Saccharomycetales, Saccharomycetaceae. Bases 1 to 1608 code for a protein of 535 amino acids. The transcript has a single exon.